AUGGUGGGCCGUUUUGAGGGUCAGACAAAUGGCCAGCACGUAAAGUUGGAACUGACCUCAAGUGUAGAAUUAUGUGAACAGGGAUUGCCUGUUGUUGAAGGGUCGAUGUUGGGUUAUAAGGUCGUAUGCCUAGUCGACACGGGAACAGAAAGGACGGUCAUAAGGGAUGAUUUAGUUGAUACAAUCAAGAGGUCGAAUGCUUUGCACAACGGAUACCAUCGCGAUUCGCUGGUACACGAGAUCAGACGCAAGGUGCUGAGGGCGAGGCACGAGCGACAAGUUACUCUGUGUUGGGUCCGAGGCCACACCGGGAUCCUGGGUAACGAGCGUGCCGAUCAGCUAGCAAAGGCGGGAGCUAGCGGUCCGUUUAUAACGAGGACGGUUGAACCCUCGGCUGUUUAUAUCAAAGGUACCUUGCGAAAACGAUCGAUGACCAUCUGGCAAGAGCGCUGGAAUCAAAGUACGGUAGGUAGGUCGACCUACGCCUUCGUGUCUGUAGUUGGCCUCACUCCGGUGUGCUGCAACGGGCUCACGACUCAGUUACUGACCAGCCACGGGAGGUUUCCCCAUUUCAAGUCCCGUUUCGGGCAAGGAGAUGGUAGCUGCUCUUGUGGGAGUUCUCGCGGGGACGCGAGACACUACGUACUUGACUGUCCCUUUACAGAGGAUUUCCGCCGAGGGGCCGACCAAGUCAACUGGUCUCGGCCGCCUGAACAAGUACUUCGAACGCUAGCAGCUAGUAAAGGAAACUUAAUGAAACUAAAGGAAUUGAUGGAAAUGAUCAUAAACUUAUGA
Molecule: messenger RNA, 795 nt
Organism: Centruroides sculpturatus (bark scorpion)
Lineage: Eukaryota; Metazoa; Arthropoda; Arachnida; Scorpiones; Buthidae
Exons: 2
Coding region: 1-795 (264 amino acids)
Biological process (GO): proteolysis
Molecular function (GO): aspartic-type endopeptidase activity; RNA-DNA hybrid ribonuclease activity; nucleic acid binding
Source: RefSeq, a predicted model, not a curated record